UUCUUGUAUCUUUGUGAGUUCUCAGAGUAUAAAAGAUGAUGCUGACAACAAAAUGCACUCGGUCUUACAAUGUUGUCAGACAGUGAACGUGAACGUUAUCUGCUUAAUGCAGUGAGUGAGCUUGAAGCUGAACUGAAUUAUCAUGGUAUAAUGACAUUGAGUGACUUUUUCAAGGAGAGCGGUCAUUUAGAGUUUUGUGCAGAUCGUGAAUCUCAUAGUUGUGCAUGCAUACGACUCAGGCAGAAGCAGCAGGCUGUUGUUGAUGCAGUCAAGGAUAGCAACGUUUUCUAUGUAUGUGAUGAUCUUCACAACCCAUUGAGAAAUACUCAUGUAACCUCCACCGAUGUGAAAUGUUUCCUGCUGAAAGUUUUCACGCAAACUAUGAAAAGUAUCAAGGAUAAUAUCAACAAGAGGGCAAUGCGUCAUUGCCCACCAGGACUUGCAAUGAAAUUCACUGUCAUGUUUGAUGACACUUGCAUACUGCUAAAAUCUUUCUUCAAGUUGGAUAAGGGUGAAUGGCUGCUAUUGUUAAUCUUGAGAAGGUACCCAACUGGAGGGAUAAGGAUGUGAAGAUUGUGUUGAGUGUUCUCAAUCAAGACCAAUACUACAAGUGUGAUUUUAUAUGCGGACAACAAUCUAAAUGUCUACUGGGACUGGGUCAAAAGGAGAUUAAAUUUGCAGGAUUUACAAAAAUUGAGAGUACAGGACAUGUGAAACGAUUCAGGCUGGAGGAUGGAACAUCUGGUGAUUCAGCUUUUGAGAUUAGCAUCUACAAGGCUAUACGCAGACCUAUGCCACUGCCAUCUACUGGGGGAUAUGAUGAAGUUGAUGGACCAUGCAAUGUUCGUGAAAGGAAUAAGCCAUCAGUUGAGCGUUAUGUCACCAACAAUGAUUAUAGCCGAGGAGAAAGACUUCUUCAGCUGUAUAUUCUGUUCAAUACUGAAGAUUAAUUAUAUGUUUGUCAAUA
Nilaparvata lugens (brown planthopper) is the source of this 967-nucleotide messenger RNA. RefSeq lists its product as uncharacterized. The record is from RefSeq and is a predicted model, not a curated record. The transcript has 2 exons. NCBI's taxonomy places the organism in Eukaryota, Metazoa, Arthropoda, Insecta, Hemiptera, Delphacidae. The coding region runs from base 516 to 950 and encodes 144 amino acids.